This is a messenger RNA of Closterium sp. NIES-65, 819 nucleotides long. The record is from the annotation of a GenBank genome assembly. NCBI's taxonomy places the organism in Eukaryota, Viridiplantae, Streptophyta, Zygnematophyceae, Desmidiales, Closteriaceae.
AUGGACGUGGACGUAGACGUGGACGUGGACAUGGAGGUGGACGUGGACGUGGACGUGGACAUGGACGUGGACAUGGACGUGGACGUGGACGUGGACAUGGACGUGGACAUGGACGUGGACGUGGACGUGGACAUGGACGUGGACAUGGACGUGGACGUGGACGUGGACGUGGACGUGGAGUGGACGUGGAUUGGACGUGGACGUGGACGUGACGUGGACGUGGACGACGUGGACGUGGACGUGGACAUGGACCUGGACAUGGACGUAGACGUGGACGUGGACAUGGACGUGGACAUGGUCGUGGACGUGGACGUGGACGUGGACAUGGACGUGGACCGUGAACAAGACGUGGACUGGACGUGGACGUGGACUUGGAGAACUUGGACGUGGACAUGGACUGUGAACGUGGACCUGGACGUGGACAUGGACGUGGACGUGGACUUGGACGUGGACGUGGACGUGGACGUGGACGUGGAGGUGGACGUGGACGUGGAGGUGGACGUGGACGUGGACGUGGACGUGGACGUGGACGUGGACGUGGACGUGGACGUGGACGUGGACAUGGACGUGGACAUGGACGUGGACGUGGACGUGGACGUGGACGUGGACGUGGACGUGGACGUGGACAUGGACGUGGACGUGGACGUGGACGUGGACGUGGACGUGGACGUGGACGUGGACGUGGACAUGGACGUGAACGUGGACGUGGACAUGGACGUGGAGGACUUGGACGUGGACAUGGACGUGGACGUGGAGUGCACGUGGACGUGGACGUUGACGUGGACGUGGACGUGGACAUGGACGUGGACGUGGACGUGA